AUGGCUGUCCUUCAUGACCUCCCGCCGGAGUUACUCGGCUACAUUCUAAUCCAUGUAGAUGUCCGCGAUGUCUGCCACUGUCUUCAGGUUUGUAGAUUACUGCACGAUAUCGUCGUUACUACGCCCAGCCUACAUUACAAUCAUGGUCUUGCGGCGGCAGGGAUGAUAGAUGGCCCGACACACUGCCCAUUGUCGUUGAUGGAAAGGCUUUCCCUCUUGCAACAGCGUCGCGAAGCUUGGCGAACGCUGGAACCGACCUUGACGAUGCAAGUCGCGGAGCCUUCAAAAGUACAACUUGAACACCCUACCGCCUUGGAGAUGAGAGCUCUGGAUCUGGGCCUGAGCAUUGACGACAUGCGUCAUGGUCUGCUGGGUGAAGCUGACCCAGAGAUCUUCGACUGGAGGAACGAUCCCGCGCAAGAUCUCCUUGUUAUUUUGGACCAAAACCUAUCAAACAAUGGACACCCUCAUUUUGUCCGAUUCUACUUCCGGACUUGGAGUUCUGGAGGUAGUGCGGACCACCCUGAUGCCAUCCAUCCUUUCAUUGACAUUAAUGUCGACCAUCGGAGGUACAACGGCACUUCGUGGCAUCUCAUGGGACAUCUUCUAGCCAUUGUCGCUCGAACUGGCGAAAGAGCUCAGCAACUGUAUGUUGUAGAUUGGGAGAAUGACGUGACGAAACUGAGCAUUACCAUCAUCGGAGACUGGCAAGAUCAUGUCACGGAUACCCAGAUCCUAGACGAGUCUUGCGUUGCAAUGUGUACUUCAGCGACCGUACGUAUAUACGAUAUACGGGGUCUGACCUUUACGGGCAAUCCACUCGUCGUCCUUCAACUGCCUAUGCACCGCUCGAGCUCCUGUCCUGUGUCUCGGAAACAGCAGUUCGGCAGUAUGCUAGAGAACAUACCAUUCACGGAAGCCCCAUUUACUGGCGACCGUAUCUUUGUCAUUCGUCAGAUCCCUUACAUAGCCGAGAUGGGUAGUCGGGGCUUCUUCUACAUCAUGCUUGUCAACUCGCUGCUCCGCCUAUUCCGCCAAGCCGAUCAGGCGAACACGGGAACGCGUACUCUCCAAUGGGACGGAUGGGGACCAGAUAAUACUCGCGUCCUUUGCAACCGCGCCGAAUUGCGAAUUGACCGUCUGUUAUCGGGAUCACGCCUCUUGUGGCCUACUUUUGAUGUCGCCUCGCAUUUCAACAUCCUCCGCUACGAGAUACUGGACUUCUCCAGAAGUCCAUCGGCACGUGCUGGCGUUGCGCCCUCACCGCUUAGCCUCGCAUCCGAUUUUACCUUGCAUGAAGAGGCAAGCGCCACCGAAGAGUUUCAUGAUGGAGAGCAGCUGGUCCCAGCGGUACACAGUCGGCUUGCAUACUCCUCUACCACGCUGUCGUUUCCCAAUAACGGAGAAACGAUCUCAAUCGAGGAGUUCUUGAACUCUGAUGUCAACGGUUGGUACCCAGUUGAACUGCAUGAGGAUCGUCUCACUCGUGUACUCAAACGUGGCGGUGUGGAGGUUGGCGAAAUCUAUGUCUUCUGA
Peniophora sp. CBMAI 1063 is the source of this 1536-nucleotide messenger RNA. Lineage: Eukaryota; Fungi; Basidiomycota; Agaricomycetes; Russulales; Peniophoraceae. The record is from the annotation of a GenBank genome assembly.